CGGGAAGUCGCGAUGGCAACUCGAUGUGCGUAGAUCCAUCCUGUCGCUCCGGCCGGUGAUGAGACGGACAACAACAAGCUGCCAUUCCUCGCCAUCUUCGACUCUUCACCCACCGUCUCUCCUCGCAUCCUACUCCAAUCGAUUCCUACCGACCCCGAUACCUAAUCCAAUACUCCCUCGGUAUUGUCAAUAGGCUGACGCCACGCCAACUCGAACGUGUUUCUCGUGUCCAUCUUGAAUUUCUACUCCUCUUUUCGUGCAUGAGCUUCUAUACAACAUGUACAUCGAGUCCGUCCUAGCCACCAGCGUAAUCGCCAUGCAAUUCCGUCAUUGAAUUCCUUAGCAUUCACCCCGUCGUUCUCGUCACCCGUUGCCGAGAGAAUGGACCGUGGCAAAGCAGACACCUUGGGUGCUCUGGCAACACGACCCAACGGAAACGCCUCCAGCAGCGGUCGCGGAAAUCUGGCACGGCCACUAUUCAGCACCCGACAGGCCUCGCAACACGACCCUUCCAAGCCCGACUCCAAAGAGAAUAUCAUAUCCGAUACCGAUGCCAGCGUCGGCACUAGCGCUCAUCCCAGACAUCCGCUCUACUCUAGCCCUAGAUACGUCCGCCACAGCGGUAGCUUAAGCACAUCGACCCAUCAACGUCCCGAGUCGCCGCGCGAGACGCGAAUACCCCGUCCGAAAAGCACAGCAUCAGUCACCCCUUCUCCCGUCCAGCAGGAGAGUCGGGGUCUAUCUCGGAAGCAGUUGGUCGACAUGCGACAGCCCAUGAGCUUCAAGUCUGCCUUCGAGCUGGCGAAAAAACAAGAGGCUGACGACCAACUGGACGAUGACACCUUCGACAUAAAACAAGCCUUCAACAUUGCUAGCGCCGAAAUGAACGGCCGUAUUCACGGCUCCCCUAGCCCGGCCCCGCGGAAUUCCUACGCGAGACGCGAAUCACACGGCGCAGCCUCUCAGAGGCCAUCGACCAGCCGGUCUACAAACGACGAUCUCGGAAGCCACCUGCGAAAAUUCGAUCGAUCCCACCAGCUGAAUGUGGGCGAUGGAUCGCGAAAUAACCUAUUCGGCAGGACUAGACGUGGGCCAAAUGCAUCCGAAACCGGUGAUAUUCCUGCUAUGAAGAACGUUAACGGCGGCGUUGGGGGUCUCCUUACCCGUCACCGGACAAGCCAAGCGGAGAUGUCAUCACGAAAAUCGGAUUCGGCGGUUGGCUCCGUCGGCCAGGAUCAUGUACGUGAGGCCACGCCUGUCCCGGCAAUCGAGUACAAGGAUGUCAGCGACCACCAGGCUUCCCCGGUGGACCGGUCUGCGCACCCAUCACUAGAGAAGAGUUAUAACUGGCAAUUAGACGCAGACUUCACAGCCGGAGACCUCCAAGUAUCCGACAGCCCUCGCAUACGAGCGGGUCGUUCUAAUGGAACCUCUCUCCGGGCACCGUCGAGUGCUACGAGCUCCCCGGUUAGCGGCACACCAAACUUCCGCCGUAGCAAUAAUCGUCUCGAUCAGAUUCGGCAAAAGGAAAUCGAAGCUGCAAACGCUAUCUUGUCCGAGGAUGAUCCGCCCCUAUCUAAGCGAACGAACAGCCGAUUGGACGAGUUACGUAUGCGAGAAAUGGAAGCUUUAUCUAAACGAUCCGUAGCGAUUAGCAGGCUCGACGAGAUACGCAUUAAGAAUUCGGAAGCACGUUCGGAUCAGCCGGACACGGGAAGAGAGCCUAGCGGGAGGAGUCUACGGGGAGGUUCGCUCCAGAUCGAAAACGAGCACAUGAAGACGUCGGAAGUUAAAGCAGAAUCAGGGGCGGGCGGAGAGGAAUUUCAUGACCCGCCUAUUAUCAUCCCCCGAAACACGAGCAAUCAUAGGCUUAGCGAUGUAUCUAAGGAGGAAAGAGACAACCCUAAUCCCCGGGAGAAUACAGCGGAGUCUCAAUUACCGCGAAAUGACUCUCACGACUUGCUUCGCCGCCUCGCACGAGCGACCAGCAACAGCCCGCCCGCCGAGAAGACGACCGAAAGACAAGCCGCCAUAAAUGACGGUCUCCAGACGAGGGACUCUGGAAAGAGAGAGGAGAGCCGCCCACGCUCGAGGCGAGCGGAGAGAAUAUCUAAAAACCUGGAGGUUAAGAGCUCCAGAGAGCGGCCGACGGUCGGAUUCGUAGGAUUAAAGAGAGAGGCGUUCAGCGAGUCCUCCAGAGAAAAGCGGCCGAGCCGAUCCGGUUCGGAGGCGGACCCUACGGACCGUAUCGAGGCCGAGAUGAAACUUUUUGCGCCUCUCGACAACAUGUCUGAGAAGAGCUCCCUCCGAGCGCCUUCGCCCAUUCUGACAGAGUUGAACGAUGAAGAGACCCCACGAGCCACCAAAGUCGACCCCCUGACGCAGCCGACACCGCGUGUUACUGGCGCAUACGUCGAAACCCCCGCCACUGUGAGAGUCAAGCAAGAGUCUGGUAGUCUGGACGACAAACAGCGGCCGGGCGGCCAUUCCAAAGCGUCGGACGCAGCACUAUCUGAGUCGCGCAACAGAAGCUCUAGCGAGCCGUGGAACAGAGAUAGUGUUGAGGAAGAGGACGAUGCAGAGGUUUCGGCAAAGCCACGUUCCUCCUCAGCGCCCACGUCUUCGCGACGCAUUAGAUCCGCCUCCAGGCGUCGCCGACCUCUCCGUAAUUUGACAAACACCGCCAAUCCACCGUCAGUCAAGGACGACAUUCGCGCCAUUCUACGCAUGAACCAGAUCGACGACUCAACGCUGGACGAUUUCGACUCGAUUCUCGCCGACCAAAACAUUGACGACGAAGAAUUGGAGAGGAUGAUGAAUGACACCAUGCACAAGAUUGACGAUGAUCUCGAACUUCCGGGCCUUUCGGAGCGGGAUCGCGAACUUCGCGUUUACGAUAGAAUGAGCAAAUCGCUCAAGACUGGUCUUCUCGGUAUCCGAUCCGCGAAGAAAGGAAUCGAACGUCUAGAGGAUAAAGUCACGCACACCGACCACAAGGCAGGCCGGACCAACACUGCUGCCCCGGAUCCGCCCGACCCGAAACCAGAAACGCGCGCCUCGACGAGGCCGGAUGGCCCGGCUCCGGUUUUCAUUUCGGUCCCCGCGCUGUACCGGAAGUCCCCCAGGUUUCGGCUAACGAAAAUGGGCCUGUUGACAAUCGUUGUUUUUGUAUGGUAUAUCGUCGAGUCCAUUUUCUGCUCCUUGUAUACCACACAGUAUCUCUGCACGCCGACGGUACCCUGCGAAUGGUCGCCAAACGAACCGUAUUUCCCGUAUGCGAUGCCAUUUAUGCUAGAUGAGUGGACUACGGGGGGGAAAGGGCGAGAACUCACUUGGUGGAUCGGGGAGCAAGUGGGAGACGCCCUGGCUGAGGCCUUGGAUUGGGUCACAGACACGGAUUUCACCCAGUUCGAUCCGCGGUAUAUGAACGUCUGGCAGCGCAAGCGGCAUUUGAGACGGCUGCGGAAGCACGGCUUGAGCCCAAAGUGGGUGAAACCGGCCGAUUACCAGCUCAAAUUCCCAGCAUGGAAUGCCGCACGUCUAGCUAGAGAGGCCGCUGAAGAGUUCGGGUACGGCUACGAGGAAGAGGACGAGAUGAUGAGUGCGGACGAGAGGGUGCGGUAAGACUAGUGCUACGCUCUGCGAUCGUGCUAAACUGCACGUAUGAAGGUCGGUUAUGCUUCUGUCACCCGGAAUCUCCUCUGUUUCCUCGGUUUCUAGAAGCUACGUAGCUUUCAGUAAGCGAGCGUGGUGUGGGCAUGGUGUGGGCGUUUUAGUAGCUUCGGCAGGGGAGAGCCGUCUUCACUUGGGCGGAGUUAAGGUGCAUGGACUACUCAGGCACUCUGUAAUAGUUGAUCAAAAUGCCAAUUCAUGACACACAUUACACAAAGAAGGGGGCGGUAGGAGGUUGCUUGCCUGUGUCGGGCUCUCGGACAUCACCAUGCUGAGUUUGGCUUUCGCUUUGGCUGCCGAUAUCGUCAUCAACCAACCCGAGCGGUAAGAUGCAAGAUUACCUUGUAGCAUUCGGGUUGUUUACAUCCCAUCAUAUCCGAU
Molecule: messenger RNA, 4053 nt
Organism: Durotheca rogersii
Lineage: Eukaryota; Fungi; Ascomycota; Sordariomycetes; Xylariales; Xylariaceae
Exons: 1
Coding region: 382-3624 (1080 amino acids)
Source: RefSeq, a predicted model, not a curated record